This is a messenger RNA of Macrobrachium nipponense, 1147 nucleotides long. RefSeq lists its product as uncharacterized. NCBI's taxonomy places the organism in Eukaryota, Metazoa, Arthropoda, Malacostraca, Decapoda, Palaemonidae. Bases 12 to 1019 code for a protein of 335 amino acids. The transcript has a single exon. The record is from RefSeq and is a predicted model, not a curated record.
ACCCUCCUUUGAUGGCUCAGGACAGAACUUCCUUUGGAGGACAAGUCCAUGGUCACUCUGGACCCUCCUUUGAUGGUCCAGGGCAGCAAAUAUCACUCGGAUCUGGAGGUGUCUCUCCAUCAGGGCUAUCUGGAGGCUUUUCGUCCCAACCUGGCAUUGACGUCUUCCAUGGAAGUUGCCCCCAGGGACAAGUUCGCCAUUUCGAUGGCACAUGCGUAACUCCCGAAGUAACGAGAAACGUAUUUGCUUAUGCUGCUCCUGCACGAGAACCCAAAGCCCCACUGACUCCAGUAAAUAUCCCUGUACCCAAAGAAGAGCACAACAUUGUCUUCAUCCGUGCCCCAGAGGAAGCUGAUGGACCAGACCCCAUCAUCAUUCCACCACCCCAGAAGAAGAACAUCAUCUACGUACUCAACAAGGAAUCCGCACAAGAAGGACCUAAAGUCAUUGAAGUACCAGCACCUGAGACCAAGAACCCAGAAGUUUAUUUCGUAAACUACGCCGAUGGAGAGACCCCAACUCUUCCUGAUGGAAUUGACUUCGAAACUGCCCUGAACUCUGCUAUCCAGUCAGAAGGUCAGGUCAUCGGUGGCAGCACUGGUGCCGGUCCAUUUGGCGGAUCAGCCUCUGGCAUAGCCCUCGGGGCGGUUGGUCUAAGCAGCGGUGGUUUCGGUCUUGUUGCUGAUGACAGUGGCGAAGUUCAUCUUUCAGGCCAAGGAGGAGGAGCUGCAUUUGGGGGAGCAGCUUCACUGGGAGGAGGAGCAGCUUCAUUUGGAGGUGCAGCUUCAUUUGGAGGAGCAUCUACAUUAGGAGGAGGACCUUCAUUUGGAGGAGCAGCUUCAUUGGGAGGAGGACCUUCAUUUGGGGGAGCAUCUACAUUAGGAGGAGCACCUUCACUGGGAGGAGCAGGUUCAUUCGGUAUUUCUGGUUCUAUUGGUGCUGCCGGUUCUUCAGCUGGAUUCCAGGCUCCAGCAAGCAACUUCGGUGAUGCUCCUCAGCGCCUCUAUUCUACUCCUUAAACCAUUUCGACUCCUGAACCGAUUACGAACCAUCCGACUCGAUAUCUAUUUGUCUUUCAUUAUUUAUUUCAACAAGUCAAAAUCGCUUAUGAAUCUUAAAUAAAUAAAUUAUUCACUAACAUACAUUU